UCUAAAAUCUUUAAACCAGCUUGUCUGCUACCAAGAAUAUUAAUUUUACUAUUAUGUAUCAAUAAAAAAAAAAAAAAGCUAAUAAUAAUAAUAAUAAUAAUAAUAAUAACUAGAUUUGUAAAGUUCGUCGCGACAAACAUUGAUGUUGGCUUUGACGAGGCAGGUAUUCGCAAAGGCCGGUGCUUUUUGGAGGCGAGUGGACAUAAGGGUCAGUGUUACGUUUGGAGGCAAGUGGACAGAAAGAUAGGGUGCCAAAACAUUUGGAGGCAAGUGGAGACGAGCAUGUGACGUCAUCCGAAUACUCCUGAGGAAGUUCCCCUCAUUGUUCUGAGUGUUUUGAUAUGUCACAUGUCCAUGUUGUAAAAAGUUUUUUGAUUUUGCAUAUUUUGGGGGCGGAGCUGCGGCACAACCGAAAGGCCAGUCGGUACACCAAUGUAAAACUUUGUUCAGAGUAUCACCCUAAAGGAGCUGGCCGAGUUUGGUGUAGAUAGUUUGAAAGCUUGCCGAGUUAUAAACCUCCAAAAUUUAUAAUGGGAGUCUAUGGGGAAAAAAGGCCACUUUGAGACCCGGUACCGGAAGUACCGGAACUCAGAUCGCUUAGAAAAGUAAGAGCAACAAACUUCAGUCCAGUGUCUACAACAUAUCCGAAUUUGGUGCAUGUGGCUCGAAAGCCCUAGGCCGCAUUAAAUUUUAUAUAUUUUUGUCUAAGCUUAAAUAGGAAAACAGAAUGUUGGCUUCUACAAAGCGACAUAAUAACUGUAGAAAAGGCCACUACAUAGUAAAUGUCCAAUUUGGAUGUAAACAUAAGCUGCACAGCUCCAGGUUCCUCGGUUGGUCCCAGAGUUUGAGAUACUGUAUAUAUUGAUGUUUAUUCUGAAUAUGGCCCGAUGUCAUUCAGAAGUUUCAGUAGGUGGUCACAUUUAUAAAUUGUUUAACCUGCCACACUCAUCAUCAGCCUAAAUGAAGAAUACAUUCUGAACCAAAAGCUUCCUGAACUGGUAUUGAGUUGAGGACAAGAACAAGGUUGAUGGAAAAAAAAGUUGUGAAAUCUUUGCUGUGUUUUCUUCUGUAUGAAGAGUUAUGUGAUAAAAUAAAAUAUCGUAUGUUAUGUUUGUGUUGUUCAGUAUUUCCCAGGUUAUGAGUUCUGUCUCUCCACUAUCCUAGCUGUGUCUCUAUAAAGACUGUCAUGGAUCCUCCUCUAAUAUUAACAGAGGGAGAUUCCUCAUCUGGACACAGUGUAAAACAGGUAAAGAAACCAGACUCAUCAUUACCCAGUUGUGUCUCCAUGAAGAGUGAUCAGUCUAUGGAUGUUCCUCUUGUAUUCAAAGAUGGAGAGCUGUCACCUGGACACAGUGUCCUGCAGAUGGGUGGGAACAGAAAGGAUGAGAAGAUCGUCACAGAUCCAGGAUGUGAACCUUCAUAUGCUGGAACAGAUGUUCAGGAAAAAUGCAAAUUAAAACUGAAAAAGAAAUUUCAGCACAUGAACGAGGUGAUAACAGACCAGGGAAACCCAACACUUCUCAAUCAGAUCUACACAGAGCUCUACAUCACAGAAGGAGACAGUGGAAAAGUCAAUAAUGAACAUGAGGUGAGACAGAUCGAGGCAGCAUCCAGAAGAGCAGCAACAGAGGAAACACCAAUCAAAUGUAGUGACAUCUUUAAGCCUUUACCUGAAGAAGACAAACCCAUCAGGAGCGUUCUGACAAAGGGAGUCGCUGGCAUUGGAAAAACAGUCUCUGUGCAGAAAUUCAUUCUAGACUGGGCUGAAGGGAAAACAAAUCAGGAUGUUCAUCUCAUAUUUCCACUUCCUUUCAGAGAGCUCAAUCUGAUGAAGGAUCAAACACUGAGUCUGAUGGAGCUUCUUCAUUUAAAAGAAACAAACAUUUCCAGCCUGCACAAAGUUCUGUUUAUUUUUGAUGGUUUGGAUGAGUGUCGUUUCCCUCUGGAUUUCCAGAACACAUUGAGAGUGUGUGAUGUAACUGAACCAGCAUCAGUGGAUGUGCUGCUGAUAAACCUGAUCAAAGGGAAUCUACUUCCCUCUGCUCUCAUCUGGAUCACCUCCAGACCUGCAGCAGGUGAUCAAAUCCCCUCUGAGUGGUUUAAUCGUGUCACAGAGGUACGAGGGUUCAAUGACCCACAGAAGGAGGAAUAUUUCAGGAAGAGGAUCAGAGAUCAGAGCCUGAGCAACAGAAUCAUCAGACACCUGAAGUCAUUAAGAAGCCUCUACAUCGUGUGCCACAUCCCAGUCUUCUGCUGGAUUUCAGCCACUGUUCUAGAGAGACUGUUGGGUGAAGCAGAGAAUGGAGAGAUCCCCAAAACUCUGACUCAAAUGUACACACACUUCCUCAUUCAGACAAACAUCAUCAAGAAAAAGUACACAGAGAGCAGAGAGACAGAUAACGAAAUGGUCCUGAAACUGGGUAAACUGGCUUUUCAGCAGCUGAUGAAAGGCAACCUGAUCUUCUAUGAGGAAGACCUGAGGGAGUGUGACAUCGAUGAGACAGAAGCAUCAGUGUAUUCAGGUGUGUGUACACAGAUCUUCAGAGAGGAGUUUGGGCUUCACCAGAGUAAAGUGUACUGCUUUGUUCAUCUGAGCAUUCAGGAGCACCUCGCAGCUCUGUAUGUGCACCUGACAUGCAUUAAUGAAAAGAAAAAUGUUCUUCAGUGUAAUUUAGCAUUAUAUAAUCAACAGAGUCUGUUGUCUAAGAUUUGGGCACUGUUUCAAAAAACUCCAAUCUCAGAUGUACACAAGAGUGCAGUAGAUCAGGCUUUACAGAGUAAAAAUGGACAUCUGGAUCUUUUCCUUCGCUUUCUUCUUGGUCUCUCACUGGAGUCCAAUCAGAUCCUCUUACAAACUCAAAAUAUAGUGACAAAGACAAAAAGUAUCUCCCACAGUAAGCAGGAAACAGUUCAUUUCAUCAAGGAGAAGAUCAGAGAGAAUCCCUCCACAGAGAAAUCCAUCAAUCUGUUCCACUGUCUAAAUGAACUGGAAGAUCAUUCUCUAGUUGAGGAAAUCCAACACUACAUACAGUCUGGAAAUUUACAACAUACUGAACUUUCUCCUUCUCAGUGGUCAGCUGCGGUGUUUGUGUUACUGACAUCAGUGCAGGAACAGGAUGUGUUUGUCCUGAAUAAAUAUAUUAACAAACACCAUACAUCAGAUGAGGUUCUUCUGAAGCUCCUGCCUGUGGUUGCAGCCUCCAGAAAAGCUGAGUUGAAUAAUUGUGGUCUAAAUGAUAAAAGUUGUGCAGUUUUGGCCUCAGUGCUCAGCUCUGAAUCCUCUAAUCUGAGGGAACUCGAUCUGUCUGGGAAUAAACUCAGAGACUCAGGAGUGAAGAGUCUCUCUGCUGUACUGGAGAAUCCUCACUGUAAACUGGAGACACUGAGGUUGUGUUAUUGUGAAAUCUCAGAUGAAGGCUGUGCUGCUCUGAGUUCAGCUCUUAGAUCAAACCCCUCACACCUGAGGGAACUGGAUCUGUCUUGGAAUAACCUCAGAGACUCAGGAGUGAAGAGUAUCUCUGCUGUACUGGAGAAUCCUCACUGUAACCUGGAGACACUGAGAUUAUGUGGUUCUGGUGUCUCAGAUGAAGGCUGUGCUGCUCUGAGUUCAGCUCUGAGAUCAAACCCCUCACACCUGAGAGAACUGGAUCUGUCUUGGAAUAAACUCAGUGACUCAGGAGUGAAGAGUCUCUCUGCUGUACUGGAGAAUCCUCACUGUAAACUGGAGACACUGAGGUUGUGUGAUUGUGAAAUCUCAGAUGAAGGCUGUGCUGCUCUGAGUUCAGCUCUGAGACCAAACCCCUCACACCUGAGAGAACUGGAUCUGUCUAGGAAUAAAUUCAGUGAUUCAGGAGUGAAGAGUCUCUCUGCUGUACUAGAGAAUCCUCACUGUAACCUGGAGACACUGAGGUUGUUUGAUUGUGAAAUCUCAGAUGAAGGCUGUGCUGCUCUGACUUCAGCUCUGAGGUCAAACCCCUCACACCUGAGAGAACUGGAUCUGUCUAGGAAUAAACUCAGUGACUCAGGAGUGAAGAGUCUCUCUGCUGUACUGGAGAAUCCUCACUGUAAACUGGAGACACUGAGGUUGUUUGAUUGUGAAAUCUCAGAUGAAGGCUGUGCUGCUCUGAGUUCAGCUCUGAGAUCAAACCCCUCACACCUGAGAGAACUGGAUCUGUCUUGGAAUAAACUCAGUGACUCAGGAGUGAAGAGUCUCUCUGCUGUACUGGAGAAUCCUCACUGUAAACUGGAGACACUGAGGUUGUGUUAUUGUGAAAUCUCAGAUGAAGGCUGUGCUGCUCUGAGUUCAGCUCUGAGAUCAAACCCCUCACACCUGAGAGAACUGAAUCUUUCUAGGAAUAACCUCAGAGACUCAGGAGUGAAGAGUCUCUCUGCUGUACUGGAGAAUCCUCACUGUAAACUGGAGACACUGAGGUUGUGUUAUUGUGAAAUCUCAGAUGAAGGCUGUGCUGCUCUGAGUUCAGCUCUGAGAUCAAACCCCUCACACCUGAGAGAACUGGAUCUGUCUGAGAAUAAACUCAGUGACUCAGGAGUGAAGAGUCUUUCUGCUGUACUGGAGAAUCCUCACUGUAAACUGGAGACACUGAGGUUGUCUUAUUGUGAAAUCUCAGAUGAAGGCUGUGCUGCUCUGAGUUCAGCUCUGAGAUCAAACCCCUCACACCUGAGAGAACUGGAUCUGACUGGGAAUAAACUCAGAGACUCAGGAGUGAAGAGUCUCUCUGCUGUACUGGAGAAUCCUCACUGUAAACUGGAGACAUUGGGGUUGAAUAAUUGUGGUCUAAUUGAGGAAAGUUGUGCAGUUUUGGCCUCAGUGUUCAUCUCUGAAUCCUCCAAUCUGAGGGAACUGGAUCUGUCUGUAAAUAAACUCAGUGACUCAGGAGUGAAGAGUCUCUCUGCUGUACUGAAGAAUCCUCACUGUAAACUGAAGACACUGAGGUUGUGUGGUUGUGAAAUCUCAGUUAAAGGUUGUGCUGUUCUGAGUUCAGCUCUGAGAUCAAACCCCUCACACCUGAGAGAACUGGAUCUGACUGGGAAUAAACUCAGAGACUCAGGAGUGAAGAGUCUCUCUGCUGUACUGGAGAAUCCUCACUGUAAACUGGAGACACUGAGAUUAUGUGAUUCUGGUGUCUCAGAUGAAGGCUGUGCUGCUCUGACUUCAGCUCUCGGAUCAAACCCCUCACACCUGAGAGAACUGAAUCUGUCUGUGAAUAAACUCAGAGACUCAGGAGUGAAGAGUCUCUCAGCUGUACUGAAGAAUCCUCACUGUAAACUGGAAACACUGAGGCUGUGUUAUUGUGAAAUAUCAGAUGAAGGCUGUGCUGCUCUGACUUCAGCUCUGAGAUCAAACCCCUCACACCUGAGAGAAUUGGAUCUGUCUGGGAAUAAACUCAGAGACUCAGGAGUAAAGAGUCUCACUGCUGUACUGGAGAAUCCUCACUGUAAACUGAAGACACUGAGGUUGUGUUAUUGUGAAAUCUCAGAUGAAGGCUGUGCUGCUCUGAGUUCAGCUCUGAGAUCAAACCCCUCACACCUGAGAGAACUGGAUCUGACUGGGAAUAAACUCAGAAACUCAGAAGUGAUUCAGCACUUAAGUCAUAAACUACAGAACUUAAGGUUGUGAAGAUGUUUUAUCUGAACCAGUCUGGCUGUUUUCCUCUGAUCUCAUCAACAAGGAAUUUCCACCCACAGAGUUGUGGCUCACUCAGUGUGUGUUUUAUUUUAAACUCCAUUCUGUGUAAAAUAUACAGACUGUUGUGUGUAAAAAUCACAGCACAUCUGGAGGCAAAAACCAUGACACGGUUAAAGUCACAGAGAUCGGACAUUUUCUUUAUUCUGAUGUCUGAUGUGAACAUUAAUGAUGUGAAGAUCUUACCCUGUAUCUGUAUGAUUUUAUAUAUUGUGUUGCUACCAUAUUUUACAACACAUGAUAUUUUGUGCCUAUACUCUAUUGCGUGUUCUUCAUGUGAUGUUUUUAGUGCAGAUCUGAUUCCUAACCAGAGUUUCUAGGCUGCCCUAUUCUGCGGUGAUCCAGCCUGCAAUAUUAUGACAUCACGAUUGAUGCCCCAAUUUAAGGAAGAAGAGGGGAAGCAAGGAGGAGUGUGGUAGAUGUGGUUUACUGGUUUAGUUGUACUUGUGAUUAUAAUAGAGUUCUCUGUUCUGUGUUUUGAUUCGUGCCUGUUUUCCUUGAACUUUAAGCUUGGUUUUCUUUUUUGUACUGUACAUAUUAUUCACCCAACAUAUAGUAGAGGAAUAUGUUUAGAACACUAAAUCAAUAACAUUAAUAUAUUAUAUAUAUAUAUUAGUGAUGCGCGGGUCGUCUCAUAACCCGUGGGUGCCGUGGGUUAUGGCGGGUUGGGGCGGGUCAUUAAAAGCAAAAAAACAUGUUGGAGUAUUUUGGAAUGUAUAUUUUUAUAUUUUAUGUGAUUCUUUAUGUGAUAUAUGUAAAUAAU
Tachysurus vachellii is the source of this 6467-nucleotide messenger RNA. Its product is annotated as NACHT, LRR and PYD domains-containing protein 12-like. Gene Ontology annotation, molecular function: protein binding. NCBI's taxonomy places the organism in Eukaryota, Metazoa, Chordata, Actinopteri, Siluriformes, Bagridae. The transcript has 19 exons. The coding region runs from base 1187 to 5638 and encodes 1483 amino acids. The record is from RefSeq and is a predicted model, not a curated record.